GAAAGCAAAGACUUAUGAGCAGUGUGAAGAUUUUUUACCAUAAGCAAUUAUUCUCAACUAACAGUGCAGCAAGUUUGUGAAAGAAGUGUGAAUCUUUACUAAAACAUACAGAAGCCCUGAUAACCCAUAUCUCACUGUUUACCAUCUAUUUUAUCUCUUGUUCUGUUUUAUCAGCAUAUAAAUGUUGAAAAGCUUUUGUCCAGUAUUAAUCUCUGUACAGAAAUAGUUCUUCAUUCACAUCUGGUUUCAAGUCCUAUUAAAAUCUGAAGGUGUUUGUCACGUACUGCAUAUAAAUAAAUGUAAGAAACUCACUUCAGCAGUGACCUUCUUCAGUAGUUCUAUAAUUGUAAAAUGAGAAGUAGAAAAUAAAAUAGUGUUGAUACCCAGAAACCACAGAGGAAAACACUUGAAUAUCGACUGCAGUGUUAGUAAAAUCAAUUAUUUUUAUCAGAAUAAUCUUAAAUGUCUUGACUAAGUGAUGCAAUUGUAAUUUGUGUUUUUUGCAACAUUUGCAAUCAAACAUUGACAUUUUAUUGUAAAUUAAGUUUUUGUGACAUAAGCAACUGAAGACCGCGGAAGCAGGAAGUGAGACUGAGACCGUGAGAACUUCUCCUCGAGUGUUGAGCUGUAUCACAAAGAAAAUGUACAUGAUGAAGAUGCAGAGAGAAGAAACAUUGCAAUGUUUUAACAGAAGGACUGACAGUUUGAAGUUCAUUGUGUUUUUCCUUUGGCUCAUAACAGGUCCUGAAUGCACAACAGGUUCAGCAAGCAGACGGUUAACAGUUCAGACUGGAGGAUCGCUCAUUAUUCCAUGUCAUUAUGACAGAAAAUACACUGAUCACAAAAAAUACUGGUGCUUUCAUGCCAAGUCAGCUUACAAUUACUGUAGUACUCUGGCAUAUGCUAAUGAAACCAAAGGAAGAGUGUCAGUGAUUGAUCAUCCAGAUCAGAGUUUCUUUACUGUGACUAUGAGAAACCUGCAGAAUGAAGACACUGGAGCUUAUUGGUGUGUUGUGGAGAUUGGAGGAAUAUCAGAACUAGAUGAGUGUGAGCAGCUCUAUCUGACAGUUCAAUCAGCUCCUGAUGUGUCUGUGGUGAACAGCAGUGUAUCUGGACAUGAAGGUGGUGAUAUCAGUGUUCAGUGUUUCUACAGUUCUGGAUACAAGAAUAAACUCAAACAGUGGUGCAGAUAUAAAGAUCAGAGCUGUUACACAGUGGGGAGGACUAACACAUCCCAGAAUUCAUCAGUCCAGAUCAGUGAUGAUGGGAGAAGAUCCUUCACUGUGCUGAUGACUGGACUGAGACUCACUGAUUCUGGCUGGUACUACUGUUCUGCUGGAGAUCUGCAGGCUCCUGUUCACCUCACAAACACUGAAUUCAAAAGAGCUACACCAUCUCACUCUAAAACAGACAUGCACACAACUCACCCAACAACCAACAUGAAUCCUACAAGUAUGAAUAAAAUAAUAAACACUAUGACAGCUUCAAGACCUGUGACAGAUGUAGCUGAAACCCAUCCAGCUCAAACAUCAGCCACAAAGACUGUUAAUAGUGAAAUACACAGCACGGAUGAGAAAAACAAGCAUGAUGUGAUUCUGGUGAUGUUUCUUCCAGUGAUGCUUGUGCUCUUACUGUUUGUAACUCUUGUUGCCAUGGUAACCUGGAGACUGAGAAAGAAACCAGAGAGAAGUCAAAUUGGAGAAGAACAUUUUAACAGCACCAGAAAUACAGUUUGUGUUUUUGUCCGGAUGCCCUGUGAAAACCAGAUGACAUCCAACAGUCCGGCAAAUGCUAAUUCUUCUUUCUCAGUGGAUGUUAGUUCAGUGUUUACAGUUCUGGAAUUACCUUUUGUAAAGCAGUUUCUCCUCUGAAUGUUCUCCUUUGAGAGUUUUUGUAAAAGUGAUGUGUGAUCUCAGCAGUGUCGGCUGGGGUGUGGCUGUGAAUUAAAAAAAAUUUGGCAUUUCUGUGUUCCAUGUAACACUAAAAUGUCACACCAACGGUUGCUGUGAUGCAGAAAUGAGAUUCUCAAUGCUGAUCUUGUUCAUUCACAGCUUUCUUCAUCAGUGAACUCAGAAGCUGAAGUGAUCUACAGCUCUGUGAAAAUAUACCCAAGGCUGUGAGUUCUUAACAAGAGGUGCUACUUCUGCUCCCUCUAAAUGAAGUUAUGAAAAAAUGAAAGUCAAUCAUGGUUAAUUAAUAGUAAAUCUACUUUACAGUUUCAGAUUUAAACAGUGUGAAGUGUUGGUGCUUAACAUAUGUACCUAUAGAUGUAAGUGUGACAGUGUUCUUUUUUAAAAAUAUACUGUAAGCUAGUUGCCAAUACUGUGAAAACAAAAUAAUUCAAGCCUUACAGUAUGUAGUUAUGAAGUACAUUUUUUAAGCACAUCUGCAUAUUACAGGUAUAUUCCAAAAAUUAAUUCAUGACCAAUCAACACUUGUAUUCCUUUUUUAAAUCCAAAUUAGUGCCACAUAGCCUAACGUUUAGGCUUACAUACAGUUAAUUUAUAUUUUUGUUAGUUGUCAUUUUAAUUAUUUUAUUUUUGUAAUUAAAAUUUAAAACAAUUAUUCAUUGUAAUUGUGCAUUGUAAAAAGCCAAUGCAUGAAAUUGUUUAUAUAGUUUGUAUUGUUUUCUUAAUGUUAUCCACAAUUUGUUUGUGGCGCCACCUGCUGGUGAAUUUUAACCCCCAAUGCAAGAGCGACAUCAUUUUUGUGCAUUUCAAUACAUUUUUACAAAAAAUUAAAAGAAUAUAUAUUUUCAAAACACACAAUUAGUCCAGCUUUUAUGAUCUCUAAACAUGUCCAAGAAUUGUGGUAUUGUCAAUGUCACUUUUUAAAGGCGUCAUAUGAUGCAAUCUAUUUUUUUCCUUUCUCUUUGGAUUGUUACAAGCUCUUGGUGCAUGAAGAAUAUCUGUAAAGGUGCAAAGAAUAAAGUCUCAAAUCCAAAGAGAUCUUCUUCAAA
Carassius gibelio (silver crucian carp) is the source of this 2959-nucleotide messenger RNA. Its product is annotated as CMRF35-like molecule 1. The transcript is spliced from 13 exons. Gene Ontology annotation, molecular function: transmembrane signaling receptor activity. NCBI's taxonomy places the organism in Eukaryota, Metazoa, Chordata, Actinopteri, Cypriniformes, Cyprinidae. The coding region runs from base 642 to 1871 and encodes 409 amino acids. The record is from RefSeq and is a predicted model, not a curated record. Gene Ontology annotation, cellular component: plasma membrane.